Mercenaria mercenaria is the source of this 4095-nucleotide messenger RNA. RefSeq lists its product as uncharacterized. Gene Ontology annotation, biological process: DNA integration. Gene Ontology annotation, molecular function: nucleic acid binding. Bases 1 to 4095 code for a protein of 1364 amino acids. Lineage: Eukaryota; Metazoa; Mollusca; Bivalvia; Venerida; Veneridae. The record is from RefSeq and is a predicted model, not a curated record. The transcript has 2 exons.
AUGUCAUUGUUAACUGGUUCAGGCUUUAGACCACGUGCACGACAGGAUAGGGAUAAGAAUCACGUGCGUCCACAUCCACAUCCACGUACACAACAACAACAACAACAACAACGUUUUACAAACGCUAAUACGUCUUCAGCAUCUGCAGUCAGUGACAACCAGCUACAACAUCAGACUGCAGCGUUGCAUACUUACGAUCAUAUCACGUUUGAGCAGACGACAUGUGAGCAACAAACGCCGCACGUGCUACUUAAGACAGCGAUAUCUCCCGUAACAAGCGGUAUCAUUUCAGCAGAUACUAACAUUCUUUUCGAUGAGGGUUCUCAAAGAUCAUUUAUCACGAGAGAGCAUGCAGACAAACUUAGACUUACAUCCACGGGAACUGACACUUUGCACUUGGCGAGUUUUGGAAAUUCGAAGAAUGAAGUGCGCCACCUAGACACUGCCACAGUGUUUUUGAUUACGUCAACCAAAGAGAAAAUACCGAUUAAUGUGCUGAUAGUACCAACUAUAGCAGUACCGUUUCAGAAAUACAACAAAAAUGUUUCCCACUUACAGCACUUAAAAGGUCUCAAAUUAGCGCAUCCGCUGACAGAAGACACAACGUUCGAGGUUCAACUUCUCAUUGGUGCAGAUUACUAUUGGAGAAUCGUUGAAGACAAAAUCAUUCGAGGUCCAGGACCUACAGCAGUCGCUUCCAAGAUUGGCUAUCUUCUGUCCGGUCCCGUCCCUUUUCAUGCGUCAUCUAGCAGAGCCACGACUGGUUUAACAUUGAAUGUUAUUACGCAGUCACCCAAAGAUAUUGACCUAGAAAAUUUUUGGAAACUUGAGAGCCUUGGUAUUCAACAGAAUGAAGAUGAAAUCACAGAGAGGAGUUACAUGACAGAGUAUCAAGACACGUCAAUUACGUUUACUGGUGACAUGUAUGCAGCGAAAUUACCCUGGAAAUUAGACCACCCCGCCCUUCCCACUAACUACGGCAUCGUGAAACACCGAACUGAGACAUUGGUCAGUAGAUUACGUCAAGACCCUGUGACAUUGAAACAUUAUGGAGAUAUUAUCAGGGAUCAAGAAAGCAGAGGUUUCAUAGAAGAAGUUCCAGAUACAGACCAACCCCACAACUGUGUCCACUACAUUCCACAUCACGCUGUGAUGAAAGAAUCAUCUACAACACCUGUACGCAUUGUCUACGACUGUAGUUGUCGCAUGUCACGGAAUCAUCCGAGUUUGAACGAUUGUUUGCAGUCGGCACCCCCAGAGCUCAACGAUUGUACAGCCAUACUAGUCAGAUUCAGACUCAAACAGUACGCCGUAGUCUCCGACAUAGAGAAGGCUUUUCUUCACAUUGGAUUACACGAAAAUGACCGAGACAUGACGAGAUUUCUUUGGCUUUCAUACCCAACCAAUCCAGAGAGUGCACUAAAGACAUAUCGGUUUAAAUCUGUACUUUUUGGCGCGGUAUGUUCUCCAUUCAUUUUGAACGCAACACUCUUGAAACAUCUACAGAGAAACGCAAAUACAUGGGUCAGUAAUAGACUACAGAGUGACUUAUAUGUAGACAACUUCUUAUCCAGCCUUGACAAAGAAACAGAUGUCAUCAGUUACUUCCAUCAAUCACGUGAUCUCAUGUCAGAAGCAGGAUUCACACUUAGGUCAUGGAAUUCUAACAGUCACAAACUGAGAGAUACAGCGAGACAACUUAACGUUCUAGACAAAGACGAAGUAACCAAACUAUUAGGAUUGCGCUUGGAACCAGAGACAGAUAUCAUGACAUACCCAGAAAGACCAAUAGAGACAACCGCAAUUACGACCAAGAGAUACAUACUGCAGAGCACAUCCCGGAUUUACGAUCCACUUGGUUUUCUAACCCAAAUUACAGUGAAAGCCAAGAUACUUCUUCAAGAUAUUUGGAAAGACAAGUUCGAUUGGGACACAAUGCUACCAAGAUCCUACCAACAGAGGUGGUUACAGAUAGCAACAGACUUGAACACAGCAAUGAAGACCCAAUUCCAGAGAUAUUACUUUGCCGAAACAGACGACAAUCAAGAUGCAGCAGACGACGCAAAACUUCAUAUAUUCGUCGACGCAAGCACUCAGUCUUACGGUGCAACAGCUUAUAUUUGCAGAAGAAAUCACUCAUCAUUAGUAAUGGCUAAGAACAGAGUCGCACCAUUGAAACCCCUCACCCUACCAAAACUUGAACUUAUGGCGGCUGUCAUAGGAGCUCGACUUUCCCAACAUCUACGAAAAGCACUAGGAAUACACAAGAUAGAUUACUGGUCAGAUAGCCAGAUUGUUUUACACUGGUUGAGUAACCCGGAAAAAACCAACCGAUUUAUACGGAGACGAGUUGAAGAAAUAAAAAAUCAGACCGGAACCGGAAGUUGGCGAUAUUGUCCCACACAGAACAAUCCCGCAGAUCUGCUUACCCGUGGAAUAUCGGCAAGCCAAUACCAAGACAACAAACUAUGGUUUACAGGUCCGCCUUGGUUAACCGACGAGAUAAACUGGCCAAAAUGUAAAGUUCGAGACACCACUGUGCUAUCUACAAUACAACCCAAAGAUGACCAGCAUACCCGUAUUUCGCGACAACCAACACCCCAGAUUCCAGAUAAGAUUGACGUAAGCAGAUUCAACAAUCUUCAGAAGCUACUUCGAGUUACGGCCUACGUCCGGAGAUUUAUUGACAACUGUAGAACACAACACCAAGAUAGAUUGGUUGAUGCUAUCACUGUUACGGAGCUAAGAGAAGCAGAAAUGAACUUGAUUCGACAGUGUCAGUUUACAGUCUACAAUGAAGUUAUUGAAAACCUUCGAUCUGGAAAAUCACGACUACCGCUGGUACGACAAUUACGACUUUACAUUGAUAGAGAAGGCUACAUCAGAUGUGGAGGUCGUAUACACAAUGCACCCCUUGAUGAAUACACCCGAUUUCCCAUCUUAUUACCAGCGAAACACCCACUUACGCGACUUAUCGUACUUGAUGCACACCAGAAACAGCUGCAUUCGGGUAUCAGUGCAACUAUAUGCCACUUACGACAACGUUAUUGGAUACCGACGAUACGACAAUGUGUCAAAUCUCUACUACGGAGAUGUAUAAUAUGUCGGAAGAUAAACUCACCACCUUACAGUGCUCCAGACCCACCACCGUUACCAGCUUACAGAGUAGAAAGUUCGCCACCAUUUACAAUCACAGGGGUCGACUACAGUGGUGCGCUGUUUGUGAAGUCAGAAACCGGAAGAGAAUCGAAAGCUUACGUAUGUUUGUUUACCUGUGCAGCUACCAGAGCUAUUCACCUUGAACUUGUGCAUGACCUCACCGAAAAAUCAUUUAUACAAGCCUUUAGACGCUUUGUCAGCAGACGUUCACUACCUAGAAUGAUCAUAUCAGACAACGCUGCGACAUUCCACGCAGCAUCUAACACAUUGAAGACCAUGUUCCAGUCCCAAACCUUGAGAAAUCACAUAAACAGAUCCGGAACCGAGUGGAAAUUCAUUCCAACUCGAGCACCAUGGUUUGGAGGAUGGUGGGAGAGAAUGGUUGGGCUCGUAAAGACAUCCCUAAAGAAAGUGUUAGGUCGAGCAUUCGUUACCUUUGAGGCGUUACAGACGACACUUACUGAGGUAGAAGCUAUCCUCAACGACAGACCUCUCACAUACGUCACAUCAGAAAACACAGAUCCAGAGCCGAUUACCCCAUCACACUUAUUAACUGGACGGAGAAUUACAGCGAUAUCAGAUGCGACAGAUCCUAGCACCAUAAUCAGCAAUCAACAAAUAAUAACCAAACGAGUUCGAGUCCAGCGUGAGCUGAUUCAUCGUUGGUGGGCGAGAUGGAAGUCAGAUUACCUCACAUCACUACGUGAACGUCAUACACAAAGUGGUCGUAACGAGCAGACGAUACGUAUUGGAGAUGUCGUGCAGGUGCACGAUGACAGUUCUCGGUUGCUAUGGAAACUGGCUGUGGUGGAGGAACUUGUACCCGGACGAGACGGACUGAUCAGGGUAGCAAAAAUCCGUACCGGAAGUGGGCAUACUACCAGACCAAUCGUAAGACUUUACCCUUUGGAGAUCAAUGAAAACGAGAGACUUUAA